CGUCCCCGAGCCGGACCCCGCCCCGCCGCCAGGCGUCCCCGCUCGCUCGCCCCGAGCAGGCGCUGCGCGAUCUGCGGCCCCGGGCACCCGGAGCGCUCGCGGGGGCAGUGCCACCGCCUGCCCGCGUCGGCCGCAGCUCGCCCUGGGGACCCUGACCUGGGUCCGCGGUAGCUCUCGGGCGAAAGUUCGCGGAGCCACUUCCGCAAGGGGAGGCGCCACCUGUCCCGGGCGCAGCCCCUCUCCCUGGGCGUCUGCCCCCGCCGCCGGCCGCGUCCCCGCAGGACCCCGGCUCCGCGCGCAGGGCGGCGGCGUCUUUCAGACUCUGCGCGGCCCGGGAUCCCGAGAAAGAAGACCUGGGCCUGCCACACUGUCUAUGGAUAGUUCCACGGUAAUGAAACAGUGUGUCUUCAGAGGAAUGGAGGAAAACAAGGAAAGGCCAAAACGACAGCCGCAGAACAGCUUCCCCACGUUUCCCUCUCCGAAAGCCUGGAACUUCAGAGGGCGAAAACGGAAGCAGAGCGCCCAGGGUGAGGAUGCUGUCAGCCUUUGCAGCCUUGACAUAAGCGAGCCCAGUAAUAAACGGGUCAAACCCCUUUCCAGAGUCACAUCACUAGCAAACCUCAUCCCACCCGUGAAGGCCACACCGUUAAAACGCUUCAGCCAAACCCUGCAGCGCUCCAUCAGCUUCCGCAGCGAGAGCCGCCCAGACAUCCUCACCCCCCGACCCUGGUCCAGGAAUGCCGCCCCUUCGAGCACCAAGCGCAGAGACAGCAAGCUGUGGAGCGAGACCUUCGAUGUGUGUGUCAACCAGAUGCUUACGUCCAAGGAAAUCAAACGGCAGGAGGCUAUCUUCGAGCUUUCUCAAGGAGAGGAAGACUUGAUAGAGGACUUGAAAUUGGCCAAAAAGGCAUAUCAUGACCCCAUGCUGAAACUCUCCAUAAUGACAGAGCAAGAGCUGAAUCAAAUUUUUGGAACACUGGACUCCCUCAUUCCUCUACACGAAGAGCUCCUUCGUCAGCUCCGAGAUGCUCGGCAGCCUGAUGGCUCGACCGAACACGUCGGUCCCAUCCUCGUGGGCUGGCUGCCUUGUCUCAGCUCCUACGACAGCUAUUGCAGCAAUCAAGUAGCCGCCAAAGCUCUGCUGGACCACAAAAAGCAAGAUCACCGCGUCCAGGACUUCCUACAACGAUGUUUAGAAUCCCCCUUUAGCCGCAAACUAGAUCUCUGGAAUUUCCUCGAUAUUCCAAGAAGCCGCCUGGUGAAAUACCCGCUGCUUCUCCGGGAAAUCUUGCGGCACACGCCAAAUGAUAAUCCGGACCAGCAGCACCUGGAGGAAGCUAUAAACAUCAUUCAGGGAAUCGUGGCAGAAAUCAACACCAAGACCGGGGAAUCUGAAUGCCGCUAUUACAAAGAGCGGCUCCUCUACUUGGAGGAAGGCCAGAAGGACUCCCUAAUCGGCAGCUCAAGAGUGCUGUGUUGCCAUGGAGAACUGAAGAACAACCGGGGUGUGAAACUACAUGUCUUCCUGUUCCAAGAAGUCCUCGUGAUCACACGAGCUGUCACCCACAACGAGCAGCUCUGCUACCAGCUGUACCGGCAGCCGAUCCCCGUGAAGGACCUCCUGCUGGAAGACCUGCAGGAUGGAGAAGUGAGGCUGGGCGGCUCCCUGCGUGGGGCAUUCAGCAACAACGAGAGAAUUAAAAACUUCUUCAGAGUCAGUUUCAAAAAUGGAUCCCAAAGUCAGACCCACUCACUGCAAGCCAACGACACCUUCAACAAACAGCAGUGGCUCAACUGCAUCCGUCAAGCCAAAGAAACAGUCCUGUGCGCUACCGGACAGGCCGGCGUGCAUGACCCUGAGGGACCGUUCCUAACUCCCGCCCCAAGGAGCAAGGAGCCACAGGGAGAAACAAAACUUGAGCAGAUGGACCAAUCGGACAGUGAGUCAGACUGUAGUAUGGACACAAGUGAGGUCAGCCUCGACUGUGAGCGCAUGGAACAGACAGACUCUUCCUGUGGGAACAGCAGGCACGCAGAAAGCAACGUGUGACCGAAGCGUGUGUACCUCCUGGAAGUAGCCUGUGUCUUACCUGUACAGUAUUUGCAUUCCACACAUGGAACGGUUUGGACAAGCACUUUUUAAUACUUUUGUGAUGGUGUUGACCAGCCUCUUGUAUCUGUCCCUUUGUCCCUAGUACUGUAACUGCCAGUCUGUCUGUGUGAGCCGGAAUCUGUGGCAACUGCUACCCUGUGUUGUAGUUCACAAAUGUCUGGAUGGAUGGAGAGGUACUUGAACAAGUUACUUUCAGUUGUCCUGCUGGAUUUUUAAAAAUAGAAGAGAAUCUCUAAACUACUGUUUCUUGUAGGUCGCUUAAAGAGUCCGUGUUUCUCUAGUGCUUUCCUAGCUCUUCGACAUGGGAGCUGAAGGCACCGUUCUUAGAGGGCCUUGGAGAGAGGGCAUGAGGAAGUCACUCAUGUAUCUUGAUGGCAUUUGCAGGAAAACGGGGAAAGAUCCAUCCAUGUAGUGAACUUGGCUGGAUGUUAUCCAGUCAGGAAGCAUGAAAACAUCCCUGGGAAUCCUGGAGGCUAAAUUUUGCAAAGGAAGAAUCACUGUCUUGGCCGCACAGUGUCAUCCAGUGCAAAUUGGAUGCAGUAAUGUACUAGGACACGAAGUAGAGUCUGCCCUUACAAGGACUGGCUCAGAAGCAGCUGUCUGCUCUGCAUCUUGAACUGCAAGGUGAUGGCGCCAGUGGUCUCCGGCAUAGUUGCUGGCUUGUCUUAGCCAUUUCUAGCCUAAAACAUCAGAGUAGGGCUCAAAGGGCCUGGGAAAACCCGGCAGCAUGACAAGAAGACCUGUCUUAAUUUUGUCUCAUCGGCCUAGACCUAUUCAUAUAGUGAAGCUUGGAUGGAGAGGAGGAAGGGAGACUGGCUCUGCUUACGGAAACAGGUGAGCAGAAGAAUUUGCAAGGAGAAGCACUGAAUGACGUUAGGUGGGAAACAUGAAAAGAAAAGCAGGUCCAGUCCCUUCUGGGGAAGGCCGGAGCCUUGGAUUUUCCUCCUCUGCCUUUGGGCCCUCGUGUGCCAUCUCUGGCUCUGUGCUGUGAUCGGAAUCAUCAAUCCAUUCUCCAGAGGCCAAUGUAACGAACCCUAUGAUCCAUUAGGAUCAGUUGGCCAAACUAGUAACCUCUUUGUCCAGCCUUGAUUUCCAGUGCAGGGUGGGUCACAGACCUUAACAAAAGUUCCCUGAACACACAGAAAAGCUCCCUGUGAGUGUAAAUAUUAAGGGUGACCUGUGCAAAAUGAUACCCACACCAGCACUAGUCUCAUACAAUUCUAAAUUAUUGCCAAAAAAGUUUUGGAUUUUUUUUGAUCUUCUGUUGUCUUUCAAGUUUACAGAAAGGAGAGCAGUCGACGCUCUGUUGUCAUUGUAUCAUGUCCAUCAGGUGCAGUCAAAGAAGCUGUGUGACGAGAUUUCUCAAUAUAAAAACAAGGCGUAUCACUUAUUUUUCAAAACCAAAAAAAUAUUGUGGUCCAUUUUAUCCUGUAAACCUAUUUCUGUAUUUAUAUAUUUGAAAUGUGGUGAAUUUUUUUUUUCUAUUAUAAGUUUAUUUAAAACUGCUUCGUCUCUCAAGUUGUUGACGGAUUUAGCAAGCAAAUGAGCCUGAUGCGCAGAGGAGCAGAGAAAAGUUGUUUGAUCUCUGAGGAGAGGGUGAAUGAGUGGCUUUGCAUAAGCCACUGGCACCUUCUGCCAGUUCCUUGAGAAAUAGGGUCUGUUAAAUGCUGGCCUACGGGAAGAAAGACAAUGAAUGUUUUGAUGAAAUGAAUGUUUUUGUAUAAUGGCCUUAAACUUUUCUGGAAGCAUUUCAAAUAAAUUGCAUUAAAAUGUCA
Molecule: messenger RNA, 3888 nt
Organism: Manis pentadactyla (Chinese pangolin)
Lineage: Eukaryota; Metazoa; Chordata; Mammalia; Pholidota; Manidae
Gene: ARHGEF3
Product: Rho guanine nucleotide exchange factor 3
Exons: 13
Coding region: 374-2050 (558 amino acids)
Biological process (GO): positive regulation of Rho protein signal transduction; intracellular signal transduction
Molecular function (GO): guanyl-nucleotide exchange factor activity
Source: RefSeq, a predicted model, not a curated record